AAUAGCCCUUUAUUGUGUACAAUGAAAUUGUGGAGCAUUUCCCUUUACUGUGCAUUAUAAAUUAAAAUCUCAAAAGUGACUUGCAAGUAUAAAAUCUAAAUAAACAAAUAUAAAAUGCGUAUUAGACAGUCGUAUGUUCAGGCAGUGCAAAUAAUCGAAGUGAAUGAGCAGCAGUUUGACAGUUAAUGCUUUGAAUAUUGCAGGUGAGAAAGUAUUGAACAUAGAAUAUUACAUGCAAAUGAAUAUUGGACGAAGGCUUGUGUUUUCCGGUCAGCUUCCUCGACUUGCCCGCGUACGUUCAUCACAGAGAUCAUCCUGUUGAACAUCUCCAGAAUGUCAGCCGUGUCCCUGUGUUCCUGCUUGCCCGUGGUCAUGGCGAGGAGCCUCAGCCCGGCGACUGUGUAGGGGUUGACGAUCGCCAUAAUGAGCCCGACGCUCUGCUUCUCGAUCGAAUAGGGCGACAUCACCUUCUGGGUCAACUUGUAGCCUGCCUUGACAGACAUGUAGUUCUCCCAGAUGGCCAGCACCUUCAGGCUCGAGACUCGGGUUGUCCUCAUCCUCUCAGGGUCCUACAAAAAAUGUUUGUUUUAGAAAGAUAGGUCUUUUGAUUCAUCCUUUUCAUGAAGUGAAUAAUGCUGCGCACUUACUUCAGCUCCAGGACACCUGGGCAGCACCAUAGAGCCGUUGUUGUGGAAGCUGCUGUUGAUGUUCUUCCAAAGGUGCACGGGGUCAAAGUAGACCUGUAAGAUCUGCUUGUUGACGUCGGCGUAGGGGUUGGUGGAUUAUAGAUAUGGACGUAAAACAGUCUUGAUUCUUGGUUAAAAGCAAAAACCAGGCAGUUGGCAGUUAUUUUACAUAAAUUUGUCGAAAAAUAUAAUAAUUACCUUGACUCCUCGAACAAAUCACUCCUGGGACAAUCCUUGUUGUUAGUAUGCGGUCCAGAUUUCGUACUUUUUGAAUGUAAUACAGGCUUUGUGUUCAAAAGCAUGUGAGAGUCAUUCCCACCGACUUCUAAUAAAUGAAGCUGAGUCACACAGUCCCCUUCGGGCCGGUGGGGAGCAGAGAAUACCUAAUGUGACCUGUCAAGUAUCUUGAAGUCUAUAGCAUGUCUAUACACUGUCUCUAUGCACACAGAACAUUUCAGUUAUGUUGAAUUAUAUACAGUACUGAUAUUAAGACUUCGUAGUCAAAUCUGAAUUCACUCACUGUCUACUAGAACUGAUAUUUGUCUACAUUAGUAUAUACCAUUGUACCUCAAAAGUUUAAAGUUUAAGUUUAGCUAACCCUUUUCCAAGGUAGGUUUGUAACAUUGAUGGCUAUAGUCUUUCUGUCACGCUGGCUUCAUGUACAUGUGCUAGUGCUAAUGAGAAUCACUCACGAUGAUAGGUAGGGUGACCAAACGUCGUCUUUAGCCCGGACAAGUCCUAGUUUCACAUCCUCUCCAUAGCGUCUGGCCAGGUUUUAUAAAUUCAUGGAAGUCCGGUUUUUAUGAUUCUUCACGGGACCAAUUUGAAGAGAAACCCUCAGGCCGCUGGGGGCAGCGCCUGACGUGUCUCCUACUAGUAGGGAGGGAAGGAGCAGUUCUUGUUUUUGUUGGCAGUUUACCCCUUGUAUCAUGGGGCAUUACCGCCAUCUACUGUCUUGACAGUUUGGCAAGAGAUCAGGCAGUUACAGACUACAAUAAGGAGUAGUUCUAAGAGACGUGGCUCGAUACACCUUUCUGUAAGUUUAUCCCGUUAAUGUGGAUCAUGUGUCUUCUGUUGUAUAUUGGGUUAUAUGUGUACACAGAGAUGCAGUAUCUUGUAUUAGUCUUGGAAUUGUUCUGCAUUCGUGUAUUUGGUUGAAUGUUAGUAUUAUAUUCUAAGUAGCUGUGUUUCUUAUGCCUUAGGGUUACCUCAUCUAUGUUAAUAAAAGGAAAUUCAAAAUUGACACGGAGGAGUAUUUCUUCACAAUUAGCGUGUGUUAAAAUUGAGACUUUGCACAGAAUACUACAGUACUGCUGCCUGUGACGUGUUCCCAGAGCGCCUGCCCAGUCUUAGGUCUUUUACGAUAAACGCGUAUAUAAUGGCAACUGCUGACUUAUGUCAGAGAUUUGUACUGGCAUGAUCUGUAAAAUCCUGUUUGGUGUCGCAUCGUUACGCCGCCGAUGUUUGUAAACUUUUAUAGCAAAGUUUGAUUUUUCCUUGGCUCCCGGGCACUUGCUAAUUGGGUUGCUUGGGGAGCUAAGCCGCGCUAGGCAAUACGGGAAAUGUAAUUUUGCACUGCUGCAUUUCGAAGCAUGCUGGUUGAAUAGUUUGUCAGCUUAUUGUUGGUUAUUGUUUGCGUGCAAUCUAGAACAUUGAAUGAGAAUAACAAUUGAGUGGGAAUAACAAUUUGUCAACGACAAUUGCCGUGAUAGUAAUUUAUAAAAAUGUUUAGUUGGCACAUACCCUACUGUGUGUGUGUAUUGAUUGGACUACAUUUCCAUGGGUCUGCAACUCUGCAUGCAUUAUAAUAUUCUUUUUAAAAUAAUCAUUUAAUUGCUUUUUGUUUUUUUAAUAUACCAGAGUUUUUCUAUCCAGACGGAGGAGGCACACUUUAAAUAUAUUAAAUUGUGCAUCUUUGAGUGAACUUUGAGUAAAAUUCAAGUAUCUCAAGGCCGGGCUGAGUGUCCUCUUUUUUGGAAUUUAAAAUAUGGUCACCAUAUGAUAGGCCCUUCUAUAUUUUAGAUCCCUGGGUUUGAGCCUACCUUAGCCUGUUGGAAAAGGUGGCCUUAGUUAAGAGUAGCUGUCAGAAUGAUCACAUUGCUAUUGGCUACAAAGAUGAAAAGGUCAGAUAAUGGCAACACAAUUCACUAUGGGGGUAGACUCUGUGCUUGUAGUUAAUCUUCACCUCACACACUGACACAAUCAGCAUUCAAAGGUCAUACUAGAAAAAGAAAGCAGUGUGUCAUAGAAUAGGAAAGCCGGCAACAUUGGACGAGAAACGGCAUAAAGGACUACAAUGGUUGCCAUUACUGAGUUUCAGAAGAUUGGAAUUGGUGUUUUGGGAUUUGGUUUAUUCUUUCUGCUGUUUGGUGUGUUGCUGUACUUUGAUUCUGUUUUACUGGCUUUUGGAAAUAUUUUGUUUUUGACAGGUUUAACGUUCAUCAUUGGUAUCAGGAGGACAGCACACUUUUUCUUCCAAAGACACAAGUUCCGAGGCUCAUUCUUCUUCCUCGGAGGUGUGUCGCUGGUGCUUUGCCGUUGGCCAAUCAUUGGUAUGAUGGUGGAAGUUUACGGCUUCAUCCUGUUAUUCAGGUCUUUCUUUCCAAUGGCACUGGGAUUUGUGCUAUCAGUGGUUAACAUCCCAUUCCUCGACGCUUUUUUGCAAAGUGGCUCCAGUGUGGUGUGAGCCCAUAUUCUGACACUGUGGAGAAUUUAACAAACCUGUUGGAAAGUUGUUCAGAAACUGGAGAAGAUACUUUCAACCAAGUGUUUAAAGAAAGUGUAUUAUUUAAAAAAAGAAAAAGUAUUAUACAGUAUUGUGAUUUAUUUUAUUUAUCUAUUUAUUUUUUAAAAUUUAGUUAAUGUUCACACCAUGCAGUGAGGCAUAUUCGUUCCAUAUUAACUGCCAGCCAUUCCAAGAGCAGGGAACCCCAUAUAUUUUGGCAUGUUAGAGCAAUUUCACAGAUUUUUUUCAAGCCCGACUGAAUAACGUGAAAAAAGACUAUGCAAACAUUUCAACCAACAAAAUUAACAUUAGGUUGUCUUCUCUCAUGUGGAAAAAAAAAGUUAAUAGCUGUUUUCAUUCUAGAGUAAUCAGCAGUGAACUAUAGGCCAGUUUCAGCCAAUAUUCCUAAAUACAAUACCGAGAAAAGAGUUAAAAGAGAAACACCAUGCAGAACAGUGUCUUUGAUACAUUUUGUUUACUUUAGCAA
Corythoichthys intestinalis (scribbled pipefish) is the source of this 3898-nucleotide messenger RNA. RefSeq names its product golgi transport 1A (gene golt1a). NCBI's taxonomy places the organism in Eukaryota, Metazoa, Chordata, Actinopteri, Syngnathiformes, Syngnathidae. Gene Ontology annotation, biological process: endoplasmic reticulum to Golgi vesicle-mediated transport; retrograde transport, endosome to Golgi. Gene Ontology annotation, cellular component: endoplasmic reticulum; membrane. The coding region runs from base 2983 to 3372 and encodes 129 amino acids. The transcript is spliced from 5 exons. The record is from RefSeq and is a predicted model, not a curated record.